Molecule: messenger RNA, 282 nt
Organism: Gongylonema pulchrum
Lineage: Eukaryota; Metazoa; Nematoda; Chromadorea; Rhabditida; Gongylonematidae
Source: the annotation of a GenBank genome assembly
AUGGAGGCCGGAGCUCCAGUCCUUCCUUCACUGUUCCAACAUAUGCCAUUCCAACAAGCGUAUACGAGGAAGCAGCAUUAUCGUGUUCCAGGUGUCGCGGCUGUAUCCAUUUCCAAGUCACACUGUUUUUGCUUCCAGGGCACACUUUUGCUGGAUGAUGGGCGACUGAUCAAAUUGGAGUACUCACGCUACGACACUCUUGACGGGCGAUCAUCGAGUCUUUCUGGUGUUGGCGAUUGGAUGUGCGCCAAAGUUUGUCUUUCUUUUUUUUUAUAUCCAUAA